AUGGCGCCAACCGUCAAGCCGAGCGCGUUCCUUGCGGACGUCGUGCCCAUGGCCCCAGAGGACCCUCUCUUCGGGCUUAUGGCGGCGUACCGCAAGGACAAGUUUGAGAAGAAGGUGGAUCUGGGUAUUGGAGCAUAUCGAGACAAUAACGCAAAACCCUGGGUGUUGCCGGUGGUGAAGAAGGCGGACGACAUCCUACAUGACGACCCGGACGUGAACCACGAGUACCUCCCUAUCGCUGGCCUCCAGGCGUUUACCAGUGCUUCCCAGAAGCUUGUUCUCGGUCCGGACAGUCCUGCAAUCAAAGAGAACCGGGUAUGCAGCCUCCAGACCAUCUCCGGCACCGGCGCCGUCCAUCUGGGCGCCCUCUUCCUUCGCAAAUUCUACAACAAGCAGAACAACCCGACCGUCUUCUUCUCCAGCCCAACAUGGGCGAAUCACAACCAGAUCUUCACCAACGUGAACCUGCCCAUCAAGACCUACCCCUACUUCUCGCCCACCACCAAGGGUCUUAACUUUGAGGGCAUGAUCGAGGCCAUUGAAUCCGCGCCCGAAGGUUCCAUAAUCCUGCUGCACGCCUGCGCACACAACCCCACCGGCGUGGACCCAACCCAAGACCAAUGGAAGAAGAUCGCCAGCGUGAUCCACUCCAAAAACCACUUCCCCUUCUUCGACUGCGCCUACCAAGGCUUCGCAUCGGGCGACCUCUCCAAAGACGCCUGGGCGAUCCGCUACUUCGUCGAGCAAGGCUUCGAGCUCUGCAUCGCGCAGUCCUACGCCAAGAACUUCGGCCUCUACGGCGAGCGCGCGGGCUGCUUCCACUUCGUCACGUCUCCUGCGUCUGAUGCCAGCCACGCCGCCGAGCGCAUCCGCAGCCAGCUGGCCAUCCUGCAGCGGUCUGAGAUCUCCAACCCGCCGGCCUACGGCGCACGCAUCGCGUCGAUAAUCCUGAACGACGAGCAGCUCUUCGCGGAGUGGGAGGACAAUCUGCGCACGAUGUCUGGCCGCAUCAUCGACAUGCGGAAGGCGCUGAGGGAGAAGCUCGAGGAGAUGGGCACCCCGGGGACGUGGAACCACAUCACGGACCAGAUCGGCAUGUUUAGCUUCACGGGGCUGAGUGAGAAACAGGUGCUGAAGAUUAGGGAGGAGAGCCAUGUGUAUAUGACGAAGAAUGGGCGCAUCAGCAUGGCGGGGCUGAACACGAAUAAUGUGGAUUACUUCGCCAAGGCUGUCGAUAAGGUUGUUAGGGAGAUGGAGUAG
Molecule: messenger RNA, 1260 nt
Organism: Coniosporium apollinis CBS 100218
Lineage: Eukaryota; Fungi; Ascomycota; Dothideomycetes
Product: aspartate aminotransferase
Exons: 2
Coding region: 1-1260 (419 amino acids)
Biological process (GO): L-aspartate biosynthetic process
Cellular component (GO): cytosol
Molecular function (GO): L-aspartate:2-oxoglutarate transaminase activity; pyridoxal phosphate binding
Source: RefSeq, a predicted model, not a curated record